Messenger RNA from Heterocephalus glaber (naked mole-rat), 2212 nucleotides. The record is from RefSeq and is a predicted model, not a curated record. NCBI's taxonomy places the organism in Eukaryota, Metazoa, Chordata, Mammalia, Rodentia, Bathyergidae.
CCGCCGCAUCCAUCCCCGGCUCAACUUCCUCCUGCGGCGGCGGGCGGCUGGCCCGGCUGGAGGAAGCGGCGGCGCGGCCACCAUGAGCUCGGGCGACGCCGUGUGCACCGGCUGGCUCGUCAAGUCGCCCCCCGAGAGGAAGCUGCAGCGCUACGCCUGGCGCAAGCGCUGGUUUGUCCUCCGCCGAGGCCGCAUGAGUGGCAACCCUGAUGUUUUGGAGUACUACCGGAACAAGCACUCCAGCAAGCCCAUUCGCGCGAUAGACCUCAGCGAGUGUGCUGUGUGGAAGCAUGCGGGCCCUGGCUUCGUUCGGAAGGAGUUCCAGAACAAUUUCGUGUUUAUUGUCAAGACCACGUCCCGCACCUUCUACCUGGUGGCCAAGACGGAGGAGGAAAUGCAGGUGUGGGUGCACAGCAUCAGUCAGGUGUGCAACCUGGGCCACCUGGAGGCUGCUGCAGAUUCCCUGGAGAGCUCCACUCAUACACCCUCCUCCCUUCAGCCGCUCCCGGCUAGCUCCUUUCGCACCACCAGCUCCUCUGUGCCAAGAGAUGAUACAAACACCAAUACCAUAGCCACUGAAGAAACCAGGAGUGAGUCAGAGUUUCUCUUCCUUCCUGACUAUCUGGUUCUGUCCAACUGCAAGAGUGGAAGACUGCAGCAUGCCAGUCUUCCCACCAGAUGUGACAGCUGGUCAAACUCAGACCGCUUAUUGGAACAGACUUCGUUUGAUGAUGCUUUUGUGGAUGGCCUGCAGCCACUACCCUCCAGUAACUUGGUCUGCCCCUCACGCCAUGGGAAUGGAUCUCACGAGGUGCCUUCCAUAAGACCCCAGGCUGCUCGGAUCUGGAAUCGAGAAAUCAAUGGACCAUCCAGAGACCACUUGUCUUCUUCAUCAUUGCUGGAAACGUCCUUGAAUUCCACCAUUCAGGCAGAUAAAACCCAAGUGUCCUUGCCCUGCGGGGCAAAAGAACUAGACAUGGUGUGCAACCCUCCGCCCCCCCGCCCUCCUAAGCCAAGCCAUCUCUCUGAACAGUGCCCACAGGAACAGCUCUCAUGGAGUGAGCACAGUGGCAGCAAGAGGCCAGAAUGCACCCUGGCGCCCAGGAGAAUUUCUCUGUCUGGUUUAGACCACAUUAGGGCCUGGAAAGCUGAUGUAGAAAGCCGAUCCUUAAGACACCGAGACAAGCGGCUUAGUUUAAAUCUGCCUUGCAGGUGCUCCCUGAUGUACCCCACAGCUGUAAGCAGUGCUGAAGACAGCUACAUACCCAUGAGCCCCCGGGCCACAGCCUCUGGUCUUGCCCCCCACUGCAGCCAGGAUGAUUACAUCCCAAUGAGCUCAGGAGGCAUCUCCAGCCCACUGCCUGAACUACCUGCAGACUUGGAACCUCCCCCAGUGAAUCGAGAUCUCAAGCCUCAAAGGAAACCACGGCCCCCUCCUCUGGACCUGAGGAACCUCUCCAUCAUCCAGGAGCACACAUCUCUAACCAGGACCUGCACUGUGCCUUGCAAUCGAACCAGCUUUCUCUCUCCAGAAAGAAAUGGUAUUAAUUCUGCAAGAUUUUUUGCCACUCCUAUUUCCAGAGAAGAGGAGGAAAGCUACAUUCAAAUGGAGGAGUACCAGACAGCCAACUCCCUGAGCGGUGGCGCUCUUCCGUGGACAAAGAAAUUCAGCCUGGAUUAUUUGGCCCUAGACUUCAAUUCACCGUCACCAGCCCCCAUACAGCAGAAAGUUAUCCUUUCAGAAGAGCAAAGAGUAGACUAUGUCCAAGUGGAUGAGCAGAAGACCCAGGCUCUGCAGAGCACCAAGCAGGAGUGGACAGAUGAGAGGCAAUCCAAAGUGUGAGAGUGCAGGAUGGAGGAGAAAGCUCUCAAACCUUCAAGUCAGGAAGGUCACUGACCCAGGAACACUGGGAGCUAAGCUUUGCUUGGAAAGGGAGGAGCCCUCAGGCCCAGCACACAAGCUAGCUAUGAAGGCAGAAUGCAGUCCCCUUGGAGUCAUUGUACGGGCUACUUUAUCCUGGAGCACAGACCGGCUGCGUCAUUGCAACUAAGUCCAGGCUGAGGGCUUCUGUCAGGACUGCCUUUCUCCUCUUAAUGAUUUCCUCAACCUCCAUUUAUAUAAUCUCUGUACUCACUGUCACACUGAUUUUUCACAUUCACUUUUCUUUCAUUGUUUCAUUUUUGGCAUUAAUAAAAGUCUUAUAAGAAGGAA